ACGAUCUCUCUCUCUCUCUCACGCGAAGAAGAACCCUAGCAGUCUCACUAUUUCUCUCACUCGAUCGUAUGAACUCUCAAUCACGACCUCUCACGAUCUCGAACUCCAUUGUUCCCUCUCAAUCACGACAAUUUAUCACUCGAACUCGUCAUCUCUCUCGAACCCUAAACUCAACCGUUUUUCUUCUCAGAUUUCGAGAAUCCUAAGCUAUGGAAAAAUCUUACCCAACAUCAGUGCUGAAUACCAGAAAGCCAUUGAGAAGGUGAAGAUAAAGCUCAGAGGUUUCAUCGUUGCAGAUUUAUAUCCCAUUGAAGCGAGAAGUAAUAUGCAAAAAAUCAUGGGCUCUCCAACAGACACUACAAGAUAGCCUUUUUGCACUUCCACUUGUUUGCUAGAUGAUGAUUGUCUAAUACCAGUUAAGUGAAAACCCAUUCUUGUCUUGUUUCUUCACAAUAGAAUUAUCUCAAAUAAGUAGUAGGAAAGAAGUGUUGCUACUUAGCACCACAUCUUUGGUCGUGAGUAUAUAUAUUUAUAGCAUAUUUAUUAUAAGUUACAUGUAUUUUCUUCCCCACUUCCAGCGACUAAAAGCAGCGGACAACCUGUUCUCCACCGAGUCAAUUUUUUCAAUCCCAACCGAGUUAACUCCAUAACACCAAGUACUUCCAACUUAAAAACCUAACUCCAAUUCCAUUCACCAAUGGAAGAGUUAAAGGUUUCAGAAGCUAGUUUAAUAGUUUACAUUCAUCCUUCUAAAAGCAAUCAAGUUUCAAAAGAUGUUCCUCGUGAACUCAGUUCUUUGCUUUUCACGUACAGUGAUAUAUUCGACGGUGUCGUUUUGGCUUAUGAUAUUAACUCGUUAUACAAAUGCGCAAAGAUUCUUCCCGGUGUUUGUCCUUAUUUUGGUGUUAAUCUGAAGGUCAAUAUGUUGCUUUUUUCUCCCAAGCCAAAUAUGCUUUUAGAAGGAAAGGUAGAGAAAAUUACACAUGAUUCGAUUCAUGUUGUUGUGCUUGGGUUUUCUGCUGCGAUUAUAGCCGAGAAAGAUAUCAGGGCAGAGUUCGUAAUGAAACACGAUAAAGGAGUGUAUGCAAGCAAAUCUCACAAGCGACACGUGAUAAAGAAAGAGACCAUGAUUCGAUUUAUGGUGAAGAGCUUUGAUGAAGAAACACUUCAGGUUUAUGGAUCUCUGAUUCCAGAUAACACAAGAAGCAUACAUUUUGUUGGAUAAGAACUUGGAAGUUGUUCUCAUUUUAAUUAUUGGAGACUUGGGUUAAUUCAAUUGAGGCUGUUCAACAAUAACUAUCAUAAUUGCAUCGUGUUACGGAGGAAAGUUUGAUGGAUCGCGUAGGUAUCAAUAUGCAUGAAGCAUGCCUGCAGAUUGACAAAGAAUGCAGGUUAGUGGAAAAGUUGUUUGAUCUCUCCUGCUGCAGCCUUUUGUUUCUAGUUCCAUUUCUUUAUUCAUCAACUUAUUGAACAUGAGUGUGGAUGUUAGAGUUUCACAAAAGUAUUUGUAAAACUGAAGCAAUCAAAAGCAUGAUAUCUCUCUUUUAUUCAUCAGGUUCUUUAGGAAGUGUAUUGUGAUUUUGUUAGUUUUAUGUGUGUAAUUACUUAUUGAUUAAUCAAAACCAUGAUAUCUCUUUUAUUCAUCAGGUUUGUGAUUUUGUAAAACUAAAAAUAUUUGCAGUAUCAUGUUCUUGAUUUUUAAUGUAGGAUUGAAUGUAUCAGUUCUUGAUUAUUGUAUGUUGUGAAGUUAUGUUUUGGA
Molecule: messenger RNA, 1759 nt
Organism: Trifolium pratense (red clover)
Lineage: Eukaryota; Viridiplantae; Streptophyta; Magnoliopsida; Fabales; Fabaceae
Product: DNA-directed RNA polymerase I subunit rpa43-like
Exons: 4
Coding region: 698-1225 (175 amino acids)
Biological process (GO): DNA-templated transcription initiation
Cellular component (GO): RNA polymerase I complex
Source: RefSeq, a predicted model, not a curated record